UGUCUAAGAAGAACCGUCUUUGUGAAAAGAACAUGAAGCUUCUACUUGUUUUCCUGUUUACCGCUGUUGUGGGAAAUGAGCUGUUAACAAGACGUGUGUGCCCUCCCAAUCCUUUAUUGGAUUGCAGCGCCAUGCGUUCAAUGGAUUGUUGCUCAAGCUCGGACUGCAUUGGAGGUUAUGUUUGUUGCUUAGGUGCAUGUAAAACAUACUGUCGAGCACCGAUAGUAAGUGGACGUUGGGGUCUGAAUACAGAGUAUCAAGUAUCGCAUGAAGAAUGCUCUGAACUAAAGGAAGGCAUAGUGGGAAGAUAUACUGGCAGAAACUAAUUGUCUUUUUACUGAAUAUCUGUUUAUUCAUUUAUAUAUCUGUAAAUUAAUUAAUUCAGAUGCUUGUAAUAAAAGAAUAUGCAAUUCAAUAAAACGAAAUGAAAUGUU
This is a messenger RNA of Argiope bruennichi, 434 nucleotides long. Its product is annotated as U15-lycotoxin-Ls1d-like. The transcript is spliced from 3 exons. The coding region runs from base 33 to 326 and encodes 97 amino acids. The record is from RefSeq and is a predicted model, not a curated record. NCBI's taxonomy places the organism in Eukaryota, Metazoa, Arthropoda, Arachnida, Araneae, Araneidae.